UCACUACGAACCCUUACAACAGCAGCACUCUGCCACUCUCUCUCUCUCUCUCCAUAGACAGACAGACAUGGCGGAGUCCAUCAAGCUCCAUGCUUUCUUCCUCAUUUGCUUGCUCUUCAUUUCCUCAGCCUCUCCAAUCCUCGGCUGUGGCACUUGCGGCAAGCCAAAGCACAAACCUGUUAAACCGAAACCAAAGACUCCCAAAGGACCCAUAAAGCCACCUGGCGUCAAAAUACCUCCAGUCACAGUCCCUCCCAUCGUCAAACCACCAGUGACAAUACCACCCAUUGUCAAACCACCAGUGACAAUCCCACCCAUCAAACCACCAGUCACAAUCCCACCCAUCAAACCACCAGUCACAAUCCCACCCAUUAUCCCGCCCAUCGUAAAACCACCAGUGACAAUCCCACCCAUCAAACCACCCGUUACAAUCCCACCCGUCACAAUCCCACCGAUCAAACCACCCGUUACAAUCCCACCCAUCAAACCACCCGUUACAAUCCCACCCGUCACAAUCCCACCCAUUAAGCCACCAGUGACCCUUCCUCCGGUAAUCCCACCCAUCGUAAAACCACCAAGCACAAUCCCACCCGUUACAAUCCCACCCAUUAAGCCACCAGUGACCCUUCCUCCAAUAAUCCCACCUGGGAUAAUCCCACCAGUCAUAGGGGGGCCCCCAGCUACGAAGCCACCAAGUCCAGGGACAGCAUGCCCUCCAACUCAAGGGAAACCUAGUCCGCCUCCCAAGGACACGUGCCCCAUUGACACAUUGAAACUUGGUGCUUGUGUGGAUCGUCUAGGCGGGUUGGUCCACAUUGGGCAGGGUGACCCGGUGGUGAACGAGUGCUGCCCGGUGCUGCAAGGGCUUGCUGAACUUGACGCUGCAAUGUGCCUCUGCACUACUCUUAAAAUCAAGUUUCUUAAUCUCAACGUCUUUGUCCCACUGGCUCUUCAGCUCCUUGUCACUUGUGGCAAGAGUCCUCCUCCUGGUUUCACUUGCUCUCUCUAGAAGAAGAAAUCCACGUUGGUAGAUUGAUGGAUCCAACGGAGCAAUCGUUGGAAGGGAAAAUCGUCAUGAGAGAAUGUCGAGCCUCCCCCUCCCUACGUCCAUUUGUUUAACAUUUCCCCCAACAUUUUCCUCUUUUGAUUAUUAAUGGUAUUGAGAUGAUGUUAAUUUGGAUGUGAUAUUGUACCCACCAUUUGUUUUUAAUUGUGAAAACAUUGUUGCAUGCAUGUGUGUUUUAUCUCAGGAAUGAAAAUUAAGCAAUCAAAGAUGUUUUUAUCUUA
Molecule: messenger RNA, 1287 nt
Organism: Pyrus x bretschneideri (Chinese white pear)
Lineage: Eukaryota; Viridiplantae; Streptophyta; Magnoliopsida; Rosales; Rosaceae
Product: repetitive proline-rich cell wall protein 1
Exons: 2
Coding region: 68-1009 (313 amino acids)
Source: RefSeq, a predicted model, not a curated record